This is a messenger RNA of Cutaneotrichosporon oleaginosum, 754 nucleotides long. RefSeq lists its product as uncharacterized. The record is from RefSeq and is a predicted model, not a curated record. Gene Ontology annotation, cellular component: Golgi apparatus. Lineage: Eukaryota; Fungi; Basidiomycota; Tremellomycetes; Trichosporonales; Trichosporonaceae.
GAGACACGUGAUAUGCCGAGGUGCCACGACGCGCUCCAGGUCAUGUAAUUGACGCGAAUCUACUUUCGCCUUUCACAUUCACUCCAACUCGAUCUCGUGGUAUCCAACGCGCACCGGCGACAUAAUGAACAUGGACAUGGUCGGAUACCUCAACACCGCACAGGACACUGUGCGGAAUCUGCGCGAGACUCGCCUCGGACAGCUGCGGCACCCGGCUGAGUUCUUCGACUACCAGCGCGUCUCGAGGCCCAAGGACAUGGGCGAGUACAUGAAGCGCGCGGGGUACAACAUCUCGCCGCUCCUGCUCAUUGCUCUGGUCUUCCUCAUCGGCGGCUUCAUCGGUAUCAACCGAUUCUUCUCGGAGCCGUUCGAGUUCCAGGGCCGUACGAUCACCCCUCAGAACCUCUACAUCGGCCUCUUCCUCAUUGGCAUUCCUCUUCUGUUGCUCGGGGGCCCGAUCAGCGCAUUUUUCUGGAUUGUAGGUGCAUCCGGCGUCAUCGUUGGCGCGCACGCGGGCCUUCUGGAGCCGGGUGUUGAGUCCGAGUACGAGGGCAUCGAGACUGUGUAAUGUUGUACACUACAUACCCCUACUCCAUGCCAGAUCCUAGAUACUAGAAGUUGGAACCUCAGGGAGGAUAUUUGAAUGGAACGCUGGCUACAUCCGGACCACUCCACAGCGAUGCAGCUAAUCGGUUCCGCUGGUGGCAAUACAUGAUUACUGCAUAAGUACAUAUGCAUUAGACAUAUUGCUAGA